UCACCUCACCUUUCUGUGUGAAGCUGUGAGGCGCUGACCCAGGCUGCCUGUUUGUGUUCCUCCACAUUUUAAUAUCCGCAUCUUCAUCACCAUCACCUCCAUCAGCAGCAGCAUCACCAUCAUCGUCUGUAACCAUGUCGGACUCUGAGGACAUGACGGAGUUCGCCAGCAUCGUGGAGCGGAUCGAGCGAGGCGAGGUGCCGAUCAAAAACAUUGAGAGGGAGCUGAUCUGCCCGAUCUGCAAGGAGCUGUUCACCCACCCGCUGAUCCUGCCCUGUCAGCACAGCGUCUGCCACAAGUGUGUCAGGGAGCUGCUGCAGCUGAACUAUGACGACUCUUUCGAUGCCGGCUCCGAGUGCUCCAUGCCGGGCAGCCCCAGGUCCAGGGUGCCCUCCCCCUCCAUGGAGAGGCUGGACAGGCUUGUGAGAUCAGGUCCUCGGAAACGGAGUGGAAAUACUGGCUUGAAAACUGAGAUAAAUCCAGCACUCCUCGGUUCCCCUGUCCCCCAAAAACGCUCUAUCUCGUCCCCAGGGUGGCGCAGAGGGUCAGUGACUCCCCGGGUCACCGCCAUCCCAUGCCCUGGCUGCCAGCAUGACAUCGAACUCGGCGAGCGGGGCAUCAGCAUGCUGUUCCGUAACUUCACCCUGGAGAGCAUCGUCGAGCGCUACCGCCAGGCCGCCCGCGCCGCAGUGGCGAUUAUGUGUAACAUCUGCAAGCCUCCGCAGCUGCAGGAGGCGACGAAGAGCUGCAUGGACUGCAAGGCUAGCUACUGUAACGAGUGCUUCAAGCUGCACCACCCCUGGGGGACACCCAAAGCUCAGCACGAGUAUGUCGGCCCCACGACCAACUUUAGGCCCAAGGUGCUCAUGUGUCCGGAGCACGAGAUGGAGAAGGUGAACAUGUACUGCGAGGUCUGCAGACGACCCGUGUGUCACCUCUGCAAGCUGGGAGGAUCCCACGCCAACCACAAGGUCACCUCCAUGAGCAGCGCCUACAAGAUCCUCAAGGAGAAGCUGGCCAAGAGUAUCCAUUACCUCAUCAGCAAAGAGGACCAGGUCAGGACUCAGAUUACUGAUCUUGAGCUGCUCAUCAGUCAGACCGAGGACAAUGGCCAACUAGCAGAGCGUCAAGCCAAUGAGCACUUUGAGCGUCUGUUCGAGACGCUGCAGGAGAGGAAAUCCGAGAUGCUCAGAUCCAUUGAACAGUCUCGUAACCGACGCCUGAACCAUCUCAAGACCCAGGUGGAGGAGUACCAAGGCAUGUUGGAGAACAGUGGUCUGGUGGGCUACGCUCAGGAGGUGCUGAAAGAGACGGACCAGUCCUGCUUUGUGCAGACGGCAAAGCAGCUGCACCUCAGGAUCCAGAAGGCCACAGAGUCUCUGAGGACCUUCCACGCUGCAGCCGACCCCUGCUUCGAUGAGUUUGUGCUGGACACUUCCAGAGAAGAGACUCUGCUCAAAGAGAUGUGCUUUGGUGGAGUUCCAGACCCCCCUAUGAUUGACCUGUCCCAUAGCCGUGUCUAUAACGAGGCCUCAAUCUCUUGGAGGCUUUCCGAUGAUCACCUGCCAACAGAUCACCACGUGGUUGAGUACCGCAGACUCGGAGGUCCGAGCCAGUCCCCGUCCCAGGAAGACGGCGAGGACAGCGGCGUCUGGAGGCCUACAGAGAGGGUGUAUGGUCCCAGCAGUGUUGUGUGUGAUCUGGAGGCCGACAGCUUGUACUCUUUCAGGGUUCGCAGCUGCAGGAACUCCAUGUUCAGCCCCUACAGCCCUGAGGUCACCCUCCACACACCACCUGCACCCGCUUUAGGUUUCCUGUUCAGCGACAAGUGCGGCUUCAGCACGGAGCGGCUGAUCCUAAACAAGCGACGGGACACCGUGGAGAGCGUGGCGGGCAUGGCCUUCCUCCUUGCGGCAGAGCGUGUGCAGACGGGCAGCUACAUUGGACUAGAUUACAUCAUUGGGGACACUGGCAUCUCUCAGGGAAGACAUUAUUGGGCCUUCAAGGUGGAGCCGCACUCCUACAUGGUUAAAGUUGGAGUGGCCUCUGACUCGAAGCUGCUUGAAUGGUUUCACAAUCCCAGAGAUACCAGCAGCCCAAGGUACGACCAUGACAGCGGGCACGACAGCGGCAGUGAGGACACGUGCUAUGAACUCUCGCAGCCCUUCACCCUCCUCACCCUGGGCAUGGGCAAACUCUUCAUCCCUAAGGCCUCUUCAUCCUCCUCCGUUUCCUCAGCAAACGCUUCAUCUGCUGACCCCGGCAAUCGCGUGCUUGCCAUGCCGCAACGCAUUGGGGUGUGCCUAGAUUACGACGCAUGCCGGGUGUACUUCUACGACGCAGACACCAUGAGGUGCCUUUAUGAGAGGCAGGUGGAUUGUUCGGGAACAAUGUAUCCAGCCUUCGGCCUCAUGGGCAGCAGCAAGGUGCAACUGGAGGAGUUCAUCACGGCGAAGAGACUGACCUUCUGAGUCGGGAUGGAGUAUGUUGCUGCGUUAGGACCUGAGUCUGUUUAAUCUUUGGCAUGUUCUAGGAAGAGCAGGUUUUAAUGAUAAUGGAGAAAGAUCCAACAUGUUUAUUUUUGAAAGGUCUGAUGAGGCAGAUGUGAUCAGGGCCUUUGGUUGUGGAAAUGGGAUCUCUGCUAGAGAUCGAUGUAUUAAGCUUUGGCAUGUAUAAUGUAUGACCCACACAUACAUGACACUGGAUAUCAGUGUCCAGUGGUCUAGAAAGGCUGAUGUAGAUGUGGAAGGUCUUCUCUACAAACCAAAGUCUCUGUUCGACUUGCUUUUAGUCACCAGCUACGAUCAGCUGUCAAAGUGAUGGAAUCUUUGUUUUAAACAUGAAACGCCUUCGAGCUCACACUUACACUUCCUCUUUUGCUAGGUUUGUGUUUAUACGAUUUUGUGUGUGUUAGCUAUCGAGUGAUGUUUGUUUCUUCGGCUCAUUUCUGUAACUGUUUGUCUGAACGUAGCAGGUUUGGAUGUUGUGGACCUGUGGGAGCCGUGUAGCUACUUUUUUGAAGCUAGUGCCUUUCUGCCUUUUUUAACAGAGAAUGGGUCAUUUAGUUUGCGCUAGCAAGCAUAUAUUGGUGUCACUGCACAAGCAUAAUGGAAAUACUUAUCAUAAAUACUAUGUGAGUUUUACUGUAGCUAUAGUUUGAUCACAGACACUGGUGUCAAAGUUAAAACGGUUAAUAAUCAUGAUGACUUGUCAUUCACUUCUUUACUCGUCGUUUCUCACAGAAAACACUGUUUCCUCCUUGUCCCAGUUCUGUUCAGCAGUUUUUGCACAAUGCGAUGAAUGAUGCCUCGCACCUUUACAAUCACCACAUUAAGAUCACUACCUAGUCUCUGACUCAGUGAUGUCACACUGUGAAAAGCGUUCACAUUCACUGACAUGAACGAGCCCUCGCUUGUAAAGCCUCUCACUGUUUAGACUCAUCUGUUGCACUUGAUGUGACUGUCAACAUUAGCAGGUGUCAGAAUAUCUUUUACUCGCAGUUGACGUCAAGUUGACGGCUGCAGAGUCACUUAAUAUCCAAAUCUUGUUGUUUCUGGUGCUUACUCACGUGCAACACUUAAGAGCCUUUACACAGUUCAAAAGAUGCCAUUAACAUUCAGGUUUCAACAAGUGCUAUCAUACAACACUCUUCAGUAGGAACACAGUUUAAUCGCUUUGCAGACUCGUGAACUGUAGCGUAUCAGCAUGUUGAUGGUGAGUUGGGCUUCAAUUAAAGCAGCUGGGAUAUCUAAGUCUGAGAGGGCACACUAUUCGCUGAGCAAACACUUUUGUGUAGACGUAUGUUGUGUAUGUGCCUGCACAUAGGCUUCUUUCUACAUUCAUGUAUAUUUUGGAUUUCUGGAGGGUUAGGGGAACUGGUGUGUUUGUGUGUUUUCUCAGGUUUCUGGCCCUGAUUCUGGGCCCGAUGCAACCUACCUCUAUCUGUCAGGCCUGGAAAACCUUAACUACUGAACCUUCUCCUCGCAGAAACACGUUCAUUUGAUUUGCAGCUUCAUCCGGAACACUUGGCUCAACAUGUCCGCCUUCUGUUUAAUGUCAAAUCAAAAAUUUCAAUUUUUUUAACUUCCAUGUACAUAUUAAUCCAGAGUAUAAUAUUUUAGUGAAACAAAUACAUCUUUAAUGUUCAUGUUUAUUCGGUUGUGUUUUAAAGACGUGUAUCACUAUUGGUGGAGAUUACUGUCAGCAGAUGUUACCCUGUUCAGCUGCUUUUGUGAAGGGAGUGUGUUUCAAAUGGUACUGACUAUUCCUUUUUUUUGUGGUGUUGGUUUUAUUUUUAUGUUGUGAUGGAUAGAACACAUGGUUUUUGGUUUACAAGAUCUUCACACAUUUAUGUUCUCACAUUUGGGGUAGAAACCUGGGAUUCCUGUGACAGCAUUCAGAUUUAGUGUUUGCUGUCGUUUAUUUUCACUCCAAUGUUCACAGGUCCUUGAUUCCAAUGUUGGGUUUCAGUUUCACAGGUUUUAGGUAAAUCACAGAAUGUAUUCACAAAAAUUACAUUACAAAUGUCUGAAUGUUCCCUGUUUUUUCUUUCAUUGGUUUAUUCCACCUGGGGUCACAGCACAGUUGUAAAGUUGUUACAAGAAACUGUUAAAGACUCGACUGCUUUCAGUCAUGGAUUUAGAACCAAAUAUUUUUUGCAGGCUGGCUGUCAAUCUAAUUCCAAGCUAGCACUUUAAAAAUCUGUAGCAUGUCAGCAACUGUGUGGCGCUUCAGAUGUCUGUAUAAUGUGUGUGUGCAAUAUUAUGGAGCACGCUAUAGAACAGAACAGUGUAGUUAGACAUUAGCCUGGAAAGACAAUUUGCACUGAAAAUAGCUUGUAGUACUUCUUGGUUUCGACUUUUCCUCCAUGCAAAUUGAAUUAGAACACAACUUUAUUGUUUUUUGUUCACUCAAAUUAGUGCAUUUGUCUCUGUGCUUUCUCUCCACAGUAUCUGGAUGUGGUGUGUAAAUGGUGGGUUUCUGUAUGUGUAGUAUGUAAAGAUGUGGAAAUGCUGUUCUUUGCUCUCAUUCCUGGAAAUGCUACACUUUUUAAUUUGCCGUGUGGGAAUUUCAUCAAAUAAAACUGGUGGGUUUUUAAAUCUA
Messenger RNA from Platichthys flesus (European flounder), 5103 nucleotides. It is a transcript of the gene trim36, whose product is annotated as tripartite motif containing 36. Gene Ontology annotation, molecular function: protein binding; zinc ion binding. Lineage: Eukaryota; Metazoa; Chordata; Actinopteri; Pleuronectiformes; Pleuronectidae. The transcript has 14 exons. The record is from RefSeq and is a predicted model, not a curated record. Bases 135 to 2471 code for a protein of 778 amino acids.